AUGUUGAAAUAUAAUAAAAUAAAAUUUAUAUUUGGAAAUAAUUUUACACAUUGUAAUUUUAUAAAUAAAUUUAAUAUUAAUUCACAAUUACAAUUUAUUUCCAAUUAUAUUAACUCCAAUACGGUGUCUUCCAUUACGGUGACUGGUCCACCAAACAGUAUUCCUCCUCCUAACCGUGCUGUUACUAAGGAUAGUAGUACUAUUGGAAAGGUUACCUUAGGACCAAGCACCGUUACGGAGGAAAAUACUAUUACUACUAUUAAGGGAACUACUAUUAAGGAAAUUAGUACUGAGGGAAUUGGUACCGUUGGACCUCACACCGUAACGGAAAAAAUUAGAAAAGAUAUAAUAAAAUAUAAUGAAAUAUUAAGAGGAAUACAUUAUAAUGAACAAAAUAAAGAAAAAUUUAUACCACAUCCUUUUAAUCGUAGAUUUGCAUUUACUAAAUUACCUAUUUUCCCAAUUGAACCCAGAAAUCUAAGAAUACACGGAUUAUUAAAGAAGAAAAAAAGAGGAAUUGGUAAGAAAUGUAAUAGUAAAGGAAUCCGUCAUAAACAUUUAAAAAAACGUGGUAAUAAACCAUAUAAUCGUACAUUUGAAGGUGGUCAAACACCAUUAUAUAAACGUUUACCCAAAUUUAAACAAUCCAUUUUACAACAAAAUGAUAAAAAAUAUGAUGUAUUGAAUUUAUGUAAAUUACGUUAUUUUAUUGAAAAAGGACGAUUAGAUAUACGUUUUCCUAUAACACAACGACAUUUAUAUGAUUCUAAAUGUAUUAAAAUUAAAAAUGGUGUUCAUUUAUUUAAUGUGGUACGUUACCCCGUUACGGUGCUUGGUCACACGGCCGGCCACCAACCUCUGAAAGGGAAUGGAUAUCCGUUUCCAUAUAAAAUUGAUAUAAGUGUUGCAAGUUGUGAUCAAUCAAGUAUUGAUGUAAUUAAAGCAGUAGGUGGUAAUAUCACAAUAAUACAUUAUGAUAAAAUCUCAUUAAGAGCACAUAUCAAACCAUAUAAAUAUGAAAUCUUACCCAAAUCUAGUAGACCAGAUAUAAAGAGAGUAUAUGAAUUGGAGAAAUUCCGUUUGAUGGGAUGUAAUGUUAUUUAUAUUAAACCAUUUUGGUUAAUUCAAGAAGAAAAUAAAUUAUUACAACAAUUCAAAGAAUUAUAUCAAAGUAUUCAAUAUACAAUUAAUUAA
Messenger RNA from Theileria annulata, 1194 nucleotides. Its product is annotated as ribosomal protein L15, putative. NCBI's taxonomy places the organism in Eukaryota, Apicomplexa, Aconoidasida, Piroplasmida, Theileriidae. Gene Ontology annotation, biological process: translation. Bases 1 to 1194 code for a protein of 397 amino acids. The transcript has 5 exons. Gene Ontology annotation, cellular component: mitochondrial large ribosomal subunit. The record is from RefSeq and is a predicted model, not a curated record. Gene Ontology annotation, molecular function: structural constituent of ribosome.